GAGACUGACUUGUUAUUUCUCCUUUUGGUCAUACUGACUUUGUCUCGACAAAAGCAAUAAAGAAUCAGCGAAAAAUGAAGAAUGAGGAAGAAAAACUUUCAAGAAGGAUUUGAAACAAUUGUUUCUGAACAGACAGCAGAUUUUUGUGAUUCUUGUGAUUUAUUUUUUUUUUUUCAUUUUUAAAACCUUGAUUCAGAAAGUGAAAGUAAAGUUCGGAUUUCUGGAGCUCAAACAGUGAGAAUGGCUUCAUUAUCUGAAGAUGCUUUUUCUUGUCCCGUGUGUCAUGAAAUCUUCAAAGAUCCUGUUAUUUUAUCAUGUAGUCACAGUUUCUGUAAAGAGUGUCUUCAACAGUUCUGGAGAACCAAGAAAACUCAGGAGUGUCCUGUCUGCAGGAGAAGAUCCUCAAGAAAUCGUCCUCCAAUUAAUCUUGCAUUAAAAAACUUGUGUGAGUCGUUCCUGAAGGAGAGCAAUGAGAGGCGUUCAUCAGGAUCUGAGAUCUGCAGUUUACACAGUGAGAAACUCAAACUCUUCUGUCUGGAGGACAAACAGCCUGUGUGUUUAGUGUGCUUUACUUCACAGAAACACGUCAAUCACACAUUCAGACCCAUCAGUGAAGUGUCUUCAUUAUAUAAGGAGGAGCUCAAUACAGCACUGAAGUCCUUACAAGAGAAACUGAAACACAAUAAAAACAUUAAAGGAGAGUUUGAGAAAACAGUUCAACACAUCAAGUCUCAAGCUGAGCACACAGAGCGUCAGAUUAAACAGCAGUUUGAGAAGCUUCAUCAGUUUCUCAGAGAUGAAGAAGAAGCUACAAUCACUGCACUGAGGGAGGAAGAGGAGCAGAAGAAGCAGAUGAUGAAGGAGAAGCUGGAGGAGAUGAAGAGACAAAUCUCAGCUUUUUCACAGGGAAACAAAGACAUGGAGGAGAUGAUGAAAGCCAAUGACGUCUGCUUUCUGAAGAAGUUUCCAGUCACAAUGGAAAGAGUCCAGAUCUCACAGCCGGAUCCACAGAUGGCUUCUGGAGCUUUGAUUCAUGUGCCACGUUACUUGGGCAACCUGCAGUUCAGAGUCUGGAAGAAGAUUCAGGACAUUGUCCAAUACACUCCUGUGAUUCUGGAUCCAAACACGGCUUAUCCACGUCUUGUCCUGUCUGAUGAUCUGACCAGUGUUAGACGAAGAGAGAACAAACAACCUCUUCCUGAUAAUCCAGAGAGAUUUGACUAUUAUGAAUGUCUUCUGGGUUCAGAGGGUUUUAACUCAGGAACACACUGCUGGGAUGUGGAGGUUAAAGAGAAUUCAUCCCAGAGAUUUGGAGUAACUACAGCAUCAAACCAGAGGAAAGGACAUAGUUGUUGUAACACUGGUGUCUGGAGUGUGUGGUAUGAGUCACCUUACUAUGCCUCACUGUUCCAGCCCCGCACUGGUUUUCAUGUUGAACAGUAUCUUGAGCGUGUGAGAGUGUAUCUGGACUAUGACAGAGGAAUGGUGUCAUUCUCUGAUCCUGUAUCUAACACACAUCUACACACAUUCACAACCACCUUCACUGACACACUCUUUCCUUUCUUCUGUUGUUCUUCCUCUCUGAGGAUCUUACCGGUCAAUAGUCAGUAAUUGUUACUCCUGUAGGUCUGAAUCAAUCUACUUUCAUCUUUUACACUCAUCAUGUUUUUUGUCUAGUAUACAUCUAGUAUAUUUGUCUAGUAUUUGUAUGUGUUUAACUUCUCAGAAAUGCUCUUAAAUGGACAGUUCACCCAAAAAUGAAAAUCCUGUCAUCAUUUACUCUCCCUCAUGUUGAUCCAAACCUGUUUCUUGUUAGAUAUUUUAAAGAAUGUUGGUAAUCAAACCAUUUCUGAUCCUCAUUGACUAACAUAAUAUGAGAAAAAUGUACUAUAAUAAAUAACAAAAAGGUGUGUCCAAAC
Molecule: messenger RNA, 1919 nt
Organism: Ctenopharyngodon idella (grass carp)
Lineage: Eukaryota; Metazoa; Chordata; Actinopteri; Cypriniformes; Xenocyprididae
Product: nuclear factor 7, ovary-like
Exons: 6
Coding region: 241-1611 (456 amino acids)
Molecular function (GO): protein binding; zinc ion binding
Source: RefSeq, a predicted model, not a curated record